GAGUCUGCUGACUAACAGUGACUGCACAAGAAGAUGAAAUAGUUUCCUUCCUCUUUUCUAAAUUUCCCUCCUGAGCCCCACUGGAGGCUGUUUCAGUUCUGGGAUGACUUUGAAGAGCCAUAUGUUUCAGCAUGUUGCUCCCAGAAGCCUGUGGCUACUUCAACUCCAGAUGAUUUUGCUGCUGUUAGCUCCUGUGGACAAGGCAGCUGCCUAUCUCCCGAAGGCCGUGGUGGAAAUCCAGCCCCCGUGGAUUCAGGUCCUCCGGGAGGACAUAGUGACUCUGACCUGCCAGGGGGCCCACAGCCCUGGAAACCUGUCCACUCAGUGGCUCCACAAUGGCAGGCCCAUCCCCACGCAGGUCCAGCCCAGCUACACGUUUAAGGCCGAGAGCAACGACAGUGGAGAGUACAGGUGCCGCAUGGACCGCACCAGUUUCAGCAACCCCUUGCGUCUGGACGUGGUUCCUGAAUGGCUGCUGUUACAGACUCCACGGCUGGUGUUCCAGGAGGGGGAAUCCAUUGUGCUGAGGUGCCACAGCUGGAGGAACAUUCCUAUGAAUAAGGUCGCCUUCUACCAGAAUGGAAUAGCCAAGAAGUUUUCUCAUUACAAUACCACUUUCUCCAUCGCAGAGGCCAACAGCAACCACAGUGGUGAUUACCACUGCACGGGAAGAAUAGGGCAGACAUUCUACUCCUCCAAGUCCGUGACCAUCACUGUCCAGGAUUGGGUGGUUCCACCCAUCUCCAGCUCUCCACCUUGGUACCAGAUCAUUUUCUGCAUGGUGAUAGUGCUCCUGUUUGCGGUCGACACGGGGCUGUAUGUCUCUGUCUGGAGAAACCUCAAAGUUCUGAAGGAAAAUCCGAGGGCUUGAAGGAAUCACCAGGCCACAUGGAGACAGGGCCUGUGGGACAAAGGACUCAUUCCCGUGGCCGUGCCUCUUCAGGCCACACCUUCCCCCUUCCCGUAGUCCCUCCUUGAAAGCCACUUGCUUCUCCUCUUCAGAAUCCACUCAGCAAGCUGACUGCUUCUCCAUGUUCUAUCUCGCUGGGCCAACGCACCCCUUCUCUUUCACCCAGAUGACCACAGCAGCUUCUGGUCUGGGGACUGCCCGUUGCCAUUGGACAGUCUCUUCUCACCACAGCAGCCAUCACGAUCUUUGAAAAAAUUGUGUGUUGCUUGAAUCAGCGGGCUCAAAACCAGAGUAAAAGCUGGGACCCCCGCAGUGUUCUACGGGACAUCUUGCAGUCCGCUUCUCACUGGCUCUAGGACCUCAUGCCCUAACGCUCCGCCGAGGUUAGCCUUGUUUGCUUGGGCUUGUCUUUGAAUGUGCCAGUGACAGUCCUGCCUUCAGCCUAUGUUCCUUCCUGUGUCUGGAUACUUCUUUUCUUGUGGAUACCCCUAUCCAUGCUUUAUCAUGUCUGUGGUGGUUUGAAUGUGGUUUGCUGCCGUCAAAGCAAAGUUCUUGACGCAGCAAUGUAGGAUGGCGUUGGCUCCUGGGGUGGAGCCCUCGUGAAGGGGCCAGUGGGCAUGGGUUGGUUACUGCAUGAACACGGCUUGCUUCUGUCCUACUCUUCUGUCAUGCUUGGAGCAGCACGAGGCUCUCACAAGAAGCUGAGCAAGUGCACCUGCCCAUUCCUGGACUUCCAGCCCCAGAACCACGAGCUAAACAAAGCGCUUUUCAUCAUAAACUUCCCAGGCUUAGCUGCUCCAUUGUGACAGCAGACAGUGGACUAAGAUAAAGCUCUUUCGGUCUUCACUUAAAUGUCAUGUUACUGGAAAGGCCUUUUGAUUAUUCAACCCAAUCUCUCUUCUAUCAUAUUUCUUUUCAAAAAAAAAAAACAAAAACAUGAAUGUCAUUGGAAGUACGCCUGUAAUGGUGACUUUCAUAUAUACAACCUUGUUUUGGGUUUUGCCUGCAAGUCUUGGGAGUAGAUUUUUGAAGCUGUUAGGGGGUGGAGGAGAAGGUUGGAGGAACACAGGGCUUCAAGGCUGGCCCAUCAUUUCCCUGGUGAAGAUUCUUCUCCUCCGGGUCCCUGGCUAAAACACUUGGACUCUGCCAGCCACCUGUAGUGGCCAGGACUGUGAGAAUGAUGAACCGAAAACGCACAACUUCUCUCCCUUCUGCCAGUUAGACACGGUUCUCAGGGACGGUCUGGUUUUUCACUGUGGAAGUAACUCAUUACCACUUGUUCAAACAUUUCGCCUUUGCCUGGACUUUGGAAGCAACAAAGUGCCAGCUCUUUCUCCCCGGUGCACUGGGAAAGGAUGGAACAAGAAAUCCAGCUGAGGAAUCGACUGGCUUUUUGCAUUCCCGGUUCCCUCUUCCCUCCUUCAAGGGGGCCCACAGGUAGCUCAGUGAGUACUAACCCAUCCGGGAGAAAACCCCCAGGUACCAAGUGGAGGUUUUGGCUUUUUUUUCUUUUUUUAAACAAUUUGACAUUUCUUUUGAGUUAAUAACCAUAUGUUUAAUAAGGGUAACUUUGAAAUGUUCCAAUAUGCUAGUGAAACAUUAACCUCAGAAUACUUCACAUGCCUUUUGUCUGAGAGAAGAUGCAACCGCCGUCCUCGUUAGUAUAGUGGUGAGUAUCCCCGCCUGUCACGCGGGAGACCGGGGUUCGAUUCCCCGACGGGGAGGCUGGAUAUAACUUUUGUGUCAUUAGAAUAUUGUACACUCAAGACUGUGAAAUGUGUUUUGGCUUUUAAUAAAAGUUUGAACACCCUAGAAAUUCAA
Messenger RNA from Ochotona curzoniae (black-lipped pika), 2731 nucleotides. Its product is annotated as low affinity immunoglobulin gamma Fc region receptor III-like. The record is from RefSeq and is a predicted model, not a curated record. The transcript has 5 exons. Gene Ontology annotation, molecular function: transmembrane signaling receptor activity. Gene Ontology annotation, biological process: cell surface receptor signaling pathway. NCBI's taxonomy places the organism in Eukaryota, Metazoa, Chordata, Mammalia, Lagomorpha, Ochotonidae. Bases 104 to 871 code for a protein of 255 amino acids.